Seminavis robusta is the source of this 2328-nucleotide messenger RNA. Lineage: Eukaryota; Bacillariophyta; Bacillariophyceae; Naviculales; Naviculaceae. The record is from the annotation of a GenBank genome assembly.
AUGAAAGGAGGAAAGGGCAAUCGUUCCACUACUAGUAGUACCGGUACUGGCACCGGUAGCGCUGAUGGUGCGGCUUCCGCUGUCUCAGACAUCAGUGAAGGCGAUCAAUUCGACCCAGCGGUAAGGGACGCCCUUGUGAAAAGGGCGGAAGCAGAAGCCUUACAAUGCCAACAAGACCUUAAAAUUACAGUUGCAAAAACCCAGCAAGAAGAAGAAGAAGAAGCUGUCAAGAAACUGCCAGCCAAAAAGACGGUCCCUGGAAGCUCAUCUGCGGAAGCUAACCAGCAUAAGCAGCAGCAGGCUUUAGGAGAAGCCAAUCAAGUGGAAAACACAGAAGAACUAAAAGGAGACGAAAUCAUGACUAACACUGCUAGCAACCAAUUCAUGCAGUUGGCGAUGGGAUUCAACGAGGCUGCCAAAAUGGAAAAACAUGAAACUGCAGCAAAUUCUGGUAAUGAUCCAAACCAGCCAAGUGCAGAAAUUGCAGUACAACCAGAAAAUGCUCAAGAUGUUCACCAUCCACAUAUUCACUUGAUUGCAGCUGCAGCUGCAGCAACGGAACCACUCCCACAACUGCUACGCCACCAUGGCUCGGCAGACACGGCUCAGCCUGGGGCCUUCCACAGAGAUGGUCCUGAUGCGCACUUGUACAACAACACUCCUGUCGCUACACCACCAGAACCCAACAAUGAAUUCAUGCCAAGCAAUGCUGACAAUCAUGAGGGUUUGGUCCAGGCGAAUGCAAUCGAUGAUGAUGAUGUUGAGAAUCUGACUCGAGCCAAUCCAGUCAAUCUGGCCGAGCGAGAGCAAAAAGAACUGCAACAGAAAAAGCAACAAAAAACCUUUGUGUUUAUUCUGAUUUUGGUUGUUCUUGCUGCUGCCGCUAUUAUUGGGACUGUUGCCGGGACAAGUAACAAGGGAGAUGAGGUUGUCAUCCAAACAGCCGCCCCAACAGCCUAUGGAUCCAUGGAGCCAUCAGGGGUGCCAUCCAUGGCUCCAACUGGAGUGCUUGGCCUUCUCUGGAGCAACCUACCUGUGGAAACUCAGGAAAGUCUCGAGACUUACGGGACUCCACAGUGGAAAGCAUUUGAUUGGGUUGGCAGGCAUCAAAACAUUACGAAUUUGCCAGAGUGGAGAAAGAUGCAACUAUUUGCGAUGGCCACCUUCUUCUAUUCCAUGGAGGGUGCGGACUGGUGGUGGCCGAUCAAGGAGCGGUGGAUGGUCGACACUAUGGAUGAGUGCUUGUGGUUUUCAGAAGCAUUUGGCAGUUUUUACAGGGGGCCAGAUGGCCUUGCUAACACAGGGGAUGAAGGGGAGGGCACUUAUUAUGAGGACUUUUUUCAAAUACCACUUGUAAAUUGCAAUGAUCGCGACCAGUUGACCAAACUAUGGCCAGGACCACUGGGUCUUCAAGGUUUAGAGCCAGUUGUUCCACCAGAGAUUGGAUUGCUCACAUCAUUGGAAUCUCUCAGACUUGUUGGACUUGGCACCAAAGUAACACUGUUUGACAUGCUCGCUCCAAAAGUACUUGAACUGGGAACAUUCCGUGCACUUGACAUAGCCAAUGGACUUGGAGGGACCAUACCAACGGAUGUGGGUGUGCUAUUUGCCAACUUGACAAGCCUGGAAUUGAUCAGGAACUCAUUCUCAGGAAGUCUCCCAACUGAGAUUGGUCUCCUCACUGGCCUGGAAGGUCAAUUCAAUUUGAACAGCAACAAUAUUUCUGGUACAAUUCCUACUGAGAUGGCAGGCCUUACCAAUGUAGGCACUUUUUGGAUGUCCGGAAACCCUUGGGUUGGCCCCAUUCCAACCGAGUUUGGAACUCUGUCUAAUGCAGAUGCUUUUUCCUUUGACCGCACUUUCGUGUCUGGCUGGAUUCCAAGUGAAAUAGCAUUGAUGGAAACCCUUGAGGCGAUGUUUUUGGAUAGCACUUUGCUGACUGGUCGGAUCCCAACUGAAAUUGGUAGGAUGCCCUCUUUGGAAAGGAUUUCUUUACAUGAUAAUAGCCUCUCAGGCUCAAUCCCUUCUGAACUGGGCCUCCUUACCAAGCUUUGGCACUUGGAUCUGUCCAAUAUAACGCUCUUGACUGGGUCCAUUCCACCUGAGUUGUCCCGCUUAACAGGUGAUUUGCUUCUAGAAGGAAGUGGGCUUUCCGGUACCAUCCCAGAAGGCCUGUGCUUCUUGCAGGAUGAGGCUUGUAAAAAUACUUUUAACAUUCCUCCAUAUGGGGAAUGGAGUUUGCCGUGUUCACUCACCUUUGAUUGCACGGAAAGACUUUGUGGUUGUGAUUGUCCCUGCACAGUUGGAAUCAAUCAUACAACCAUAUGA